Messenger RNA from Dalotia coriaria, 1228 nucleotides. Its product is annotated as calpain-D-like. The transcript is spliced from 4 exons. Lineage: Eukaryota; Metazoa; Arthropoda; Insecta; Coleoptera; Staphylinidae. The record is from RefSeq and is a predicted model, not a curated record. The annotation marks the transcript as partial. Gene Ontology annotation, cellular component: cytoplasm. Gene Ontology annotation, biological process: proteolysis. Gene Ontology annotation, molecular function: calcium-dependent cysteine-type endopeptidase activity.
CAUUGGAACUACAUUGUGCGGUAUUGUAAGUUGAAAAAACAGAGUUAUAUAGAUGAUACGUUUCCGCCAGCACCGACGAGUUUGUAUUACAAUCCCCCGGAGAAUAAGGAUGUCCACGUGGUGAAGUGGCGCCGAUUGCGUGAUGUGGUGUUUGAUGACGAUUCGGAUAAAGAUCUACCUUGGGCGGUGUUUCGGCGCCCGUUGCCUUCGGAUAUUUCUCAGGGUGUGCUGGGUAACUGUUGGCUGCUGAGUGCCUUAGCCGUGCUGGCCGAGCGCGAGGAGCUAGUGCGUGCUGUGCUGGUCACGCGGGAGUUUUGUCCGCAGGGUGUCUACCAAGUGCGUCUUUGUAAAGACGGGCAUUGGACGACUGUGCUUGUUGAUGACUUCUUUCCAUGUGACAAGAAAGGGCAUUUGUUUUAUUCACAAGCGAAGAGAAAACAGCUGUGGGUUCCUUUGAUAGAGAAGGCUGUGGCGAAAAUUCAUGGUUGUUACGAGGCACUUGUCUCUGGCAGGGCGAUUGAAGGACUUGCUACCUUGACUGGUGCACCUUGUGAAAGCAUUCCACUGCAGGCGUCUUCAAUACCGGCUCCUGCUGAGGAGGAGCUGGAUACUGACUUAAUUUGGGCACAAUUACUGUCGUCUCGUCAAGCACUAUUUCUCAUGGGUGCUUCCUGUGGCGGUGGCAACAUGAAAGUAGACGAUUCCGAAUAUCAGCGUGUAGGUCUCCGCCCUCGUCAUGCAUAUUCUCUGCUGGAUGUGCGCGAUGUGGGCGAACAUCGUCUACUACAACUGCGUAACCCAUGGGGCCAUUUUGUAUGGACCGGGGAUUGGGCGGAUGAUUCCUUUAUGUGGUCUCUGCAUUUGCGUAGUCUGCUUAUGCCGGACGGGCCAAUGGACGGCACGUUCUGGAUAUCAUUCAACGACGUUCUCAAAUACUUCGAUUGUAUUGACAUCUGCAAAGCGCGGCCUGGUUGGAAUGAUGUGCGUCUGUCUGGUAUUUUACCGCCAUUGGCAUCCCAGCAUCAUUUAUCCUGUAUUUUACUCACUGUACUGGAAGCUACCGAGGUUGAUUUUACAUUAUUUCAGGAAGGUCAAAGAAAGUCUGAAAAAUCGCAAAGAUCCCAAUUGGAUCUUUGUGUAGUGCUGUUUAAAGCUCGCAAUGCUUCACCGCCGAAUAUUGGUGCGCUUGUAGAGCACAGUAAACGGCAAGUCAGGGGUUUUGUUGGUU